Molecule: messenger RNA, 3478 nt
Organism: Hippocampus comes (tiger tail seahorse)
Lineage: Eukaryota; Metazoa; Chordata; Actinopteri; Syngnathiformes; Syngnathidae
Gene: spidr
Product: scaffold protein involved in DNA repair
Exons: 20
Coding region: 381-3011 (876 amino acids)
Biological process (GO): regulation of establishment of protein localization to chromosome; double-strand break repair via homologous recombination
Cellular component (GO): nuclear chromosome; nucleoplasm
Source: RefSeq, a predicted model, not a curated record
UUUCAUUGAAAGCGUAAAGUUCUUAUCGGGGCACGCUGGUGACAGAAUCAAACGCACCACAGUUGUAGUCUUUUCGUCAAGACUUGAUAGGGUGGCUCUGAAGAAACUACAGGCGACAAUUACUACAAGGUGCCAUGUUGACUCCGCUGUAAUUUCAGGCAAGUUUUUUCCAUAAAAUCGGGGCACGCCGGUACUUUAAUCGAACGCAACCCAGUUGUCGACGUGAAUCGAGCAGCUCAGUAGUAUCAUUUUCUACAUUCGAUUACAAGUCCCAAAAAAUGCAGGGCUGUAAGUUAAUUUCACAUUCUCAGUUAGCAAGAUGCGGUGUCAAAAUCUGUGCAAAGUAGCCUCUGGCGCGGGCGAAACUUCAUUGACAAAACAUGUCUUCGAGAAAGCGUAAAAAGUGGUACAAGGAUGUGAAUUGCGUCUUCUUCCCGGAUAAUAUUGACUGCGGUGUGAGAGGAGACAAAAAAACAUCCGCACUUUCGUCAUCCUUCUCAGCCAGGAGCUGGGAGAAAUGUGGAGAGAGUUUUUUGGACUCUACGCUCAGAAAGGAUGUGAAGACCCCAGAAAGAAAACUGUCAGUUUCAGCCCACAGCAGUGAGGACCCAGUAGACAUUGCAUGGAGCUCUUCCAGCGACAGCGGACAGUCAGACAACAAUGAAAUCCAGGAGCAAUGGCAUCACCAGCCUGUGGUCAAAAAGAGAUGGCCGGCUCACUCUCAGUCAUGCCCCAAAGCACUUCGCACUCUUUGCGCUGAUGAAGAUGACAUGGCAGUCAUAGAAACAGACGGGUCUGAGCAGGAUGUAGAAAAAGAUACGGGCCAGCAAAUCUCAGACUGCGAUUCGCUGCCGUGCAAUGAAGAAAUCGAAGCCCUCCGAGCUGAGCCUACGGAUUUGGACAUCUCGGGCUAUGCGUCCGAUGGAGAGACCGACUGUGAAAUAUUGACCACAAGCAUACUGGAUGGCGAGAGCCUUCAAGGUGGCAGCGGCGAUAGCAACAAAAGGUCUGUCAGCAAUUGGGUCCGAUAUGCUCAUGCCAUGCUACAGACGCCGAAGAAGACAUUUGACGGGCAGUUGAAAACCCCUGAAGAUUCGGCCAAAAAGAAAAGGAAGUUUCAAAGCGGCGGUCUUGCAGAGAGGCUAAAUCGACUUCACUGCAGGCAGAGAUCAGCUGUGAGCUUCUGGAGGUACCGCUCCACCUCAGACAACUGGACAGAAACAAAAGCGGAUAGGCCCGGCAUGCUGGUGCUGGAGGUGCUGGAGGUUCAGGAGGAGUGCGGCGCGCAACUGGUGCGCUGCCAGCACCACCCACCGCUCGGUCCCGCCAACCCCCAUGUGCUGGUGUUACUCUGCAGGGAGACUGCAGUGCAGCUCAGCCCGACGCCCGCCGACAUCAUCCACAUACACCCACCAUGGCAACGUCUCUCUGUGGAAAGCUUAGGCUAUGAUAUUAUUCUUAACACACACUUCAGCCAGAAAGUCAACUCUGCGCCGCCCAGAGGCCAGUUUGAGGCCAAACGGCUCGUACCGUACCCUCUAUGUCAGACGUUUGGAACGCUGGAGGUUUGCGGGGUCGCAGAGGAAAUGGAUAACGAACAGGUAGCUGCCUGUGAUGGUUCCAGCAGGAGGAGCUCAGCUGUCCUGGCAACACAAUGCCAUUCUCUCCUGGAAGCUAUAGCGGGCCUGGGCCAGACUGGUUCUGUGGCCCAGCAUGUGGUGGUGGUGGUGGUGGUGGUCCAGAGGGUCUACUCCAUCCCCGUGCCUUCUGCAUCCAUCGCUAGCAUCAGACUGCACUCCAAGACCUCCUCCGCUGCUCCUCCUCUUGAGCAAGGCAAACGCAGGCUUUGUGUGCUGGUCCAGGACAGCUUUGGGAUGUUCAGCGUGGUGCAGCUGCACCUGCUGGACCGGGAUGACCUGCGCCAGUAUUGCCGGGCGUGGCUCGGUCGGACCUGUGUGCUCCGAGGCGUCAAGGUAGUGCAGCGUGUCACCCGAGAAAGGCGCUCCAGUCUUUUCAGCUUGAUAGACAGUCUGUGGCCUCCGUUGAAGCAGCCCCGCGAGUGCCAUGGAAACGCAGCAAGCAUGCCCAGCAAGCGUCCUCCAAGCUUCUGCUACGUCCUGUCAGGUCAAGAGAGCUCAGUGGAACCCGUGGAAGAAAGUUCGAGUGUGUCCCCGCUGCACCUUCCGUCCACGGGGCAAACGUUGCGAGAUGUACUACAAAAUGACCACAAAACAUACUGCUGCAGUUUCAUUGCCACUGUUAUUUACAAGAGAAUACAGAGGUGCGAUGUAGGUCAAGGUGAGGUUUGGCUGGUGCUGACAGACCAGAGCCUGCAGGGGAGUUCGCCCGACUGGCCCUGCAGGCGAACGGUGCCAUUGCAUGUGAAUGCUUCCUGUGCACUCACUUCCUGUGUCCUAAAAGCGUUGAAUGACCCCGCGGUGUGCCGCUUGUCAUUCACAGACGCCAUCAAGGAACACGGUUUCCUGUUGUGCGUGGAACAUUCCAUCAUUGAAGUGGCGGACUCUGUCGACUCUCGCUUGACGCAGGAGCCCCCGGCCCAACCUGCGAGACUGGAUCCACUCCAUGUAGAGGUCACGCCCAACUCGCUGUGUACUCUCACAGGUGUGAUUGUUGGUGUGGAUGAGAGCGCAUCUUACUCCUUGCCCGUGUGCAGCCAAUGCGGAAGCCACGAAUUACAACCGAUACCUCCACCAGGUUGGAGUUUCCACUGUGUCUCAUGCAAUUCGACGAUGGACAAGCCAAUUACCAAAGUGCAAAUGGAGGUCUUCCUGAGCUCUGCUUCUGUACAAAAUUGCACCAUAAAGGUUAAGCUGCAGCAUAAUACGAUCAUGUCCCUUCUUGACACGGCCGUGCUGGAGCGCGCAACAGUGUGUUCAGAUUAUGAUGUGUCCACUGUGCUGGGGAAAGAAGUGGGCCCCCUCACUCUUUAUGUUCGAGUAGUCUCCAGGAGACCUUCACUGUGGAUCAGCCUGGAAGAGAUCUGCCUCUGAGGUUUUUUGUUUUGUUUUGGGUUUUUUUUUUGUCUACUUACCCCCCUUUUUAGGGCCUCUUGGUGAGUGCAUGAGGGGAGCACUCUGCAGCAGGAAAAUGAGGUGGUGUUGGUGUGGAGUGGCGGUUGACUGGCCCUAUGUGGACCAAUGGCAUGUGUCCUGUCACAGCCGCCCACGUGUUCUAUCACUUCACUUGUCGCGCAUUUAUUUAAAAAAAUUAUAAUAACCAUAUGAAAAAUAAACUUGUGUUACUGCUGACAUUUGACUACACCACAGCCCAUUGUGCACCUUUACAGUUGUUUUUUUUUUUUUUUUUUAUUGUAGCAUCCAUAAACAAAAAAAGUUUCAUACAAACUAUAGAAAAAAGAUCAUGCUCUGGCUCUUAUACAAAGUCUGGAAUUAUAAAACAUGUACCAUGGCAGGUAUGUAUGACAUCAUGUAAAUGCAGUGGUAAAAUAAUUUAAUAA